This is a messenger RNA of Fusarium keratoplasticum, 228 nucleotides long. RefSeq lists its product as uncharacterized. The coding region runs from base 1 to 228 and encodes 75 amino acids. The transcript is spliced from 3 exons. The record is from RefSeq and is a predicted model, not a curated record. Lineage: Eukaryota; Fungi; Ascomycota; Sordariomycetes; Hypocreales; Nectriaceae.
AUGUCGCAUCAACUCUCCUCCGAGUCUUACACCACGGCCAACGUCUCCGAGACAACACUCGUUGACACGUCCAAGCCCACAACAAGUACCAAGCCAAACCUCGAGAAGCCAGCCCCAAAGCGAAGUCUUAAGGAAAAGCUCAAGAUGAAGCUCGAAGGAUCCGUAGAUCCCACAAAGAAGCCCGCCGAUCCAUACAAGUCAUGGGAGGCUCGGGCAGCACUCCUAUGA